AUGCCUGGAUUGAAUCCUAAAGUAGCGGUCCAUCAGUUGACAAUCAAAAAUGGUUCUCGUCCCAUUAAACAAGCUCAAAGACGCUUUAGGCCAGACUUGGUUCCAUUAAUAGAAAAUGAAGUUAAUAAACUCAUUGAGGCAGGCUUUAUUCGUGAGGUUAAAUAUCCUAUAUGGAUUUCAAGUAUUGUUCCUGUGAAGAAGAAGAAUGGUCAAAUUCGAGUAUGUGUUGACUUUAGAGAUCUUAAUAAUGCAUGCCCUAAAGAUGAGUUUCCUCUUCCCAUUCCAGAGCUGAUGAUUGAUGCCACCACUGGAUAUGAGGCAAUGUCAUUCAUGGACGGUUCUUCUGGCUAUAAUCAAAUCUGCAUGGCUCCAAAGGAUGAAGAACUCACCGCAUUUCGCACACCUAAGGGUAUUUAUUGCUACAAAGUGAUGUCAUUUGGUUUAAAGAAUGCUGGUGCUACAUAUCAAAGGGCUAUGCAAAAUAAAAAUGUUGAAUGUUAUGUGGAUGACCUGGUGGUAAAAUCCAGAAAGAGGAGUGAUCAUUUGAAAGACUUAAGAAUGGUGUUUGAGCUGCUUCGAAGAUAUCAACUAAGGAUGAAUCCAUUGAAGUGUGCCUUUGGAGUUACUUCUGAAAAGUUUCUUGGCUUCAUUGUGAGACAUCGAGGAAUUGAAAUUGAUCAAGCCAAAGUUGAUGCAGUAUUGAAGAUGCCUGCACCUCAAAACAUUCAUGAGUUAAAAAGUCUCCAAGGAAAGCUAGCCUACUUGAGGAGGUUCAUCUCAAACCUAGCAGGACGAUGCCAACCAUUUGGUCAUCUCAUGAAGAAAGGCGCUCUUUUUAAUUGGGACGAAACAUGUAGCGAUGCCUUUAAAAGUAUCAAGUCAUAUCUAGCAAAACCUCCAGUUUUGGCAGCCCCUAUACCUGGAAAGCCAUUGAUACUCUACAUUGCGGCACAAGAAAGGUCCGUAGGAGCCCUGUUAGCUCAAGAGAAUAGUGAAGGCAAAGAAAACUCUCUUUACUACUUGAGUAGAACGAUGACACCAAAUGAGCUGAACUAUUCACCGAUUGAAAAAUUGUGCUUGGCGCUAGUCUUCUCAAUUCAAAAGAUGAAGCAUUAUUUUCAAGUCCAUGUUGUUCGUCUUAUUUCUAGAGCAAAUCCCAUCAAGUUUGUUAUGUUGAAACCUGUCCUUAGUGACCGACUAGCAAGAUGGUACCUCCAAUUCCAACAGUUUGAGAUCGUGUACAUCCCUCAAAAAGCUGUGAAAGGACAAGCAUUGGCGAAUUUCUUGGCAGACCAUCCGAUACCGAAUGAUUGGGAUUUAACUGAUGAGCUUCCUGAUGAAGAUGCAAUGUUAAUUGAAGUUCUACCUCCUUGGAAAAUGUACUUUGAUGGAGCUGCACAUCGUGGCGGAGCUGGUGCUGGUGUAGUGUUCAUUACUUCACAAGAAGAGAUCCUACCAUUCUCAUUUUCUUUGAAGCAAUGUUGCUCCAAUAAUGUCGCUGAAUACCAAGCGUUGAUACUUGGACUUGAGAUGGCCGUUGACAUGAAGCAAUUAAACUUACAAGUCUUUGGUGACUCUCAGUUGGUGAUCAACCAACUCUUGGGAAGUUAUGAGGUGAAGAAGCCUGAAUUGCGUCCUUAUCAUGAUUAUGCUCAAAAGUUGAUAGGAUGGCUUGGAGAUGUAACCCUUCAACAUGUGCGUAGAACGGAGAAUAAGAAAGCUGAUGCAUUGGCUGCUCUAGCUUCAACACUAACCCUUCCUGAUCAGACGCAAGUGACUAUUUGUCAAAAAUGGAUAGUACCACCGCCAAAUGAGGAAGAAUGUAUAGAAAAUGAGUUUAAUCAUUUCGUCGCCAUUUCUGAAGUCGCGAAGGAAGAGUGGAGACAACCCAUUAUUGACUACAUGUGUUAUGGGAUACUUCCAGAAAAUCCAAAGAGAAGGACUGGCAUUCGUCGUCAUGCACCUCGCUUCAUUUAUUACAAGGACACAUUAUAUAGAAGAUCAUUUGAGGGUGUACUAUUACGAUGUCUGGGAGAGGAAGAAGCAAUUCAAGCUUUACAAGAAGCACACUCGGGAGUGUGUGGAUCACAUCAAUCUGGACCAAAACUCCACUUUCACAUAAAGAGGAUGGGGUAUUAUUGGCCAACCAUGGUGAAGGAUUGCUUAGAUUAUGCUCGGAGGUACGAUGCUUGUCAAUUUCAUGCGAAUUUUAUACAUCAGCCGCCCGAAGCUGAAGCUGUCGCUCUUAAAGAAGUGAAGAAAGAGAAUGUUGCAAAUUUUAUCCUAGUGAAUAUCAUAUAUCGCUUUGGCAUUCCUCGCUACAUUAUAACAGACAAUGGCAAGCCAUUUGAUAAUAAGUUAAUGAACAAAAUUUGUGAUCUCUUUAACUUCAAGCAGCGUAAAUCUUCUAUGUAUCAUGCUGCCGCCAAUGGUCUUGCUAAAGCAUUUAAUAAGACUCUAUGCAACUUCCUUAAGAAAGUUGUCUCCAAGUCCAAGCGAGAUUUGCAUGAAAGAAUGGAAGAAGCUUUGUGGGCAUAUAGAACGACAUACCGCACUCCAACUCAAGCAACACCAUAUUCACUUGCUUUUGGAGUUGAAGCAGUCUUGCCACUUGAGCGUCAAAUACCUUCCUUGAGACUCGCUAUUCAAGAAGGGCUCACUGAAGAAGAAAAUGAUCGACUUUAUCUUGCUGAGUUAGAAGCACUUGAUGAAAAGAGGCUAGAAGCCCAACAAAACCUUGAAUGUUAUCAAGCUCGUCUAUCUCGUGCUUUCAAUAAGAAGGUUCGCUUGAGGUGCUUCCAAGUUGGAGACCAAGUUCUCGCAAUAAGAAGACCCAUCAUUACUUCGCACAAGUCUGGGGGCAAAUUUACCUCAAAGUGGGAUGGACCGUAUGUCGUACAAGAAACAUAUUCACAUGGUGCUUACAAGCUUGUUGAUGCAGAUGGCGCUGAAGGUCUUCAAGUCUUCCAAGUAUGCAAGUUGAAGUCUUCAAAUCCUCCAAGUAUACAGACUGAAGGUUUUCAAGUCUUCCAAAUAUGCAAGUUGAAGUCUUCAAAUCCUCCAAGUAUACAGGCUAAAGGUCUUCAAGUCUUCCAAGUAUGCAAGUUGAAGUCUUCAAAUCCUCUAAGUAUACAGGAUGAAGGUCUUCAAGUCUUCCAA
Molecule: messenger RNA, 3159 nt
Organism: Solanum stenotomum
Lineage: Eukaryota; Viridiplantae; Streptophyta; Magnoliopsida; Solanales; Solanaceae
Exons: 3
Biological process (GO): DNA integration
Molecular function (GO): nucleic acid binding; RNA-DNA hybrid ribonuclease activity
Source: RefSeq, a predicted model, not a curated record